CUCUUCUUUAUUUUAAAACACUGAUCUUGUUAAUGCAAGCCCAACUCUUCUUUUGCUCAACAACACCAAUGUCCACCACCAAAAGAGAAACAACAUCAAUGCUUGUUUUGCCUCUGAAAACCCAACAAAUCCCACCUGGGUCCUCCCCGAAACACCGUCCAAACGAGCUUUCCUUCCAGCACAAUGUCACCCUCACCAUCUCUCUCUCUCUGGGUACGCCUCAACAGAACGUUACCAUGGUCCUUGACACAGGAAGUGAGCUCUCUUGGCUUCACUGCAACACGACCCGACUCACGCAACCCACAUUCGUUCCAACCCGAUCAUUAUCAUACUCACCCAUCACUUGUUCUUCACCCAUCUGCAGGACCCGAACCCGGGACUUCUCCAUACCCGCUUCUUGUGACUCCAACCAUCUCUGCCAUGCUGUUCUCUCCUAUGCCGAUGCAUCAUCUUCAGAAGGAAACUUAGCAUCGGAUACGUUCAAUAUAGGAGGAUCUGGAAUGUUGGGCAUCAUAUUCGGGUGCAUGGACUCGGGUUUUAGCAGUAACUCGGAGGAAGACUCCAAGAGUACCGGGUUGAUGGGCAUGAAUCGUGGGUCUCUUUCCUUUGUUUCUCAAAUGAAUUAUUCGAAAUUCUCUUACUGCAUUUCAAGUUCGGAUAUUUCGGGUGUUCUAUUAUUUGGAAACACCAAUUUUACAUGGCUAAUGACAUUGAAUUAUACUCCAAUGAUUCAAAUUUCUACUCCAUUGCCUUACUUUGAUCGAGAAGCUUAUACGGUUCAACUUGAAGGGAUCAAAGUUUCAGAUAAAUUGCUGCCACUACCGAAAUCAAAAUUUGAACCGGAUCACACCGGAGCGGGUCAGACAAUGGUUGACUCAGGUACACAAUUCACAUUCCUUCUCGGCCCGGCUUAUACUGGUUUGAGGAAAGAGUUCUUGAACCAAACGAGUGGGGUUUUGCGGGUCUUGGAUGACCCGAAUUUUGUUUUCCAAGGAGCAAUGGAUUUGUGUUUUCGGGUUCCUUUGAAUCAAACAAGCUUGCCAUCAUUGCCCUCGGUGAGUUUUAUGUUUGGGGGUGCUCAAUUGAUGGUUUCGGGUGAUGGGUUGUUAUAUCGGGUCUUAGGUGAAGUUAGGGGAAAUGAUUCGGUGUAUUGCUUCACUUUUGGAAACUCGGAUCUAUUAGGCAUCGAGGCCUACGUGAUUGGGCAUCAUCAUCAACAGAACGUGUGGAUGGAAUUUGACCUUGAGAGAUCAAGGAUUGGCUUCGCUCAGAUACGGUGUGACUUGGCUGCUCAAAGAUUAGGUCUGGAUGGCUAA
This is a messenger RNA of Ilex paraguariensis (yerba mate), 1316 nucleotides long. The record is from the annotation of a GenBank genome assembly. Lineage: Eukaryota; Viridiplantae; Streptophyta; Magnoliopsida; Aquifoliales; Aquifoliaceae.